CCACUCGACUCGCUCUUUCUCGUGGCCCAAGAUGGCGGCGGCGGCUCCUCUUGGUGCUGCUUCUCCUCCUGCCGAGGGGGCCUUCCUGGGCUUCGGCCCCAACUCGCGCGACCCGGGCCGGCUCCCUUCGCGGCGGGCGGGGGGCCUGGGCGCUAGGAACCGCAAGAAGGGCUGGAAGCGGUGGCGGGGGCCGGAGGCCAAGCUCGGCCGGGACCUGGGAGACUGGCUGGAGGAGAAGGCGGCCGAGCUGAGGCAGCUGGGAGGACCUGUGUCAGAGAAACCCAACGAAACCCUCUUCUUCGUAGACACUGGCGUUCAAGAAAAAGGCCGAAAACAGAAGUGUGGCAAAGAGAAGCCGUUGAAGAUCGACUUGAUCCUGCAGCCGGAUUCCAAAGUGCCUCCACCCAAAGACAUCCUCGCCCACCAGGUUCCCAAUGGCAAGAAGCUAAAGAGGAAGCAGCGGCUUUGGGAGAAGUUGACGGAGAAAGGGGUGGUGCCACGGAAAGAGCGUCUCCUUCAGGAGAGGUUGCAGAAGCCCCCGGCGGUGAAAGCUGCAGAAGCAGGCAGCGGCAUCGAUCCUUCCAGGACGUUCUAUGACAUGUGGUCAGACUCAAACCCGCUGGACAAAGCCCUGGCUGGGAAGGAUACCUGGUUCCUGGAGCAGACCAAAAAACAGCCCGUGAAGCGCCCGGAGCGUCUGCAGAAGCCUCGAUCUCAGCUGCCGGCCGUGGAGGUCAUUCCCCCAGGAGGGUCCUACAACCCCAGUUUCGAAGCCCACCAGGCCCUCCUCCUCCAAGCCCACGAAGUCGAGCUGAAGAAGCAGAAGGCAGCAGAGCGAUUGGAGCGUCAGCUGAAGUUCCCCACAGUGGAUGAAGCCCCCACUGAGGAGACGGUGUUCCAGGAGCAGUGCGAGGGCCUCUUGGAGGAGGAGUCGGACGGCGAAGGGAGGCAGGAGAGCCCGUCGGAACCUCAGGAGGGAGAGUCGCAGGCGGACGCCGCUCCCGUCCCUCGUCUGCCCCGAAUGGCGGCAGGAGAAAAGAAAACAGAGCGCCAGCGGAAAAAGGAGAAGGAGGCCAAGCGGAAGAAAGCCCGGGAAGCGCUUGAGAAGGCGGCCCGGCUCCGGCGGCAGGAAGUGUUCCAGCUGCGCGCCAUCCGGCUGCAGGUGAAGCGGAGGGAGGCGGAGCUGAUUCGCCGGAAACGAGAGCGGGAGGCCAAGCGCAAGGCGGAAGAAAACAAGCCCAAGAGGCUGGGCAAGCUCAAGUAUGAAGAUCCUGACCUGGAUGUGCAGCUGAGCACUGAGCUGGCAGAGUCCUUGAGGACGUUGAAGCCCGAAGGCAGUAUCCUGAAGGACCGGUUCAAGAGCCUACAGAAACGCAACCUCCUGGAGCCCAGAGAACGUGCAAAGUUCAAGAGGAAAUACCGGGUGAAGUACGUCGAAAAGCGCGCCUUCCGGGAGAUCACGUUAUAGAACACGGAUUACACCAGAGCCUCCCAGCAACUCACUGUUUCCCCCAAUAUUUCAUUAAAAUUCCAUAAACCGCA
Messenger RNA from Podarcis raffonei (Aeolian wall lizard), 1542 nucleotides. RefSeq names its product NOP53 ribosome biogenesis factor (gene NOP53). Gene Ontology annotation, cellular component: nucleolus. Gene Ontology annotation, molecular function: 5S rRNA binding. The transcript has 13 exons. The coding region runs from base 32 to 1468 and encodes 478 amino acids. The record is from RefSeq and is a predicted model, not a curated record. Gene Ontology annotation, biological process: rRNA processing; ribosomal large subunit assembly. NCBI's taxonomy places the organism in Eukaryota, Metazoa, Chordata, Lepidosauria, Squamata, Lacertidae.